Westerdykella ornata is the source of this 1250-nucleotide messenger RNA. RefSeq lists its product as uncharacterized. The coding region runs from base 123 to 1091 and encodes 322 amino acids. The record is from RefSeq and is a predicted model, not a curated record. NCBI's taxonomy places the organism in Eukaryota, Fungi, Ascomycota, Dothideomycetes, Pleosporales, Sporormiaceae. The transcript is spliced from 4 exons.
CCUCACCCCGCUACCCAACCCAAGCAGUCCGUCUCGCUGCGACCGCUUGCCCAAACCCGCCGACAGCGUGCUGCCGCUCAGAAGCACCUUGAAAUCUCCAGGCGAGGCGGAACACGGCGACCAUGGCCGACAAAACCGUCCUCAACAAGAUCAAUGCGCUGAAGCGCGAAAUCUCGCAGAAGGAGGCAGAGCGCAAAGAAUGGGCCGGAACGCUCCCUGGGCUGGAUGAUAUAAUCAAUGGAGACCCAGAGGAAGUCUCAGAGGAAAGCGUAAAGCAAGCCUUGGAACUCAAGGCCGAUGCUGAAGUCACCAUUGCUGGCAUCGACAAGGAUCUACGUCCCCUGUAUGAGGAACUCGAGAAGCUCAACGCGACGCUGCCCAAACCAGUUGAGCCCGCCGCUCCCAAGUUCGACCCGGAGAAGCACCCGCUGCUCAAGAAAGCUUCGGAGAAGGUCGAGUCCGAGAAGCCCGUCACCUUCAACGCCGGAGAUAUGUGCGAAGCGCAGUGGACCGACGGCCGCUUCUACAAGGCAAAGGUGCAGACGGUCUUGGGUUCCGUGUCUGACCCAAAGUACCAUGUGCGCUUCAUCGACUACAAGGACUCCAGCUCGACCGUCGGCCGUGACGCCAUUCGUCCGCUGUACAGCGACCGGAAGCGCAAGGCGGACGGGGCACCUGCCACUCCGACGGCUGCCCCCGCCACUAGCUCGCCCCAUGUCAUUUCUGGUCCGGCCAGCAUGAACCCAAAGGCCGUCGCCAAUGAUGCCGGCAAGGACACGAGCGUCCCCAUCAACCGCAGGAAGAUUGGGGGCAACAAGGCCUUGGAGAGGAAGCAGACGUCCUGGCAGGAGUUCACCAAGAAAGGCCCUGGUAAGAGCAUCACGAAGAAGGAAUCCAUGUUCCGUACCGGAGAGGGGCUGAAUAGUCGAGUGGGCUUCACUGGCUCCGGCGGAGGUAUGACCCAGGCCCCCAAACGUGUGCGAUAUACCCACAAGUACGACGACGACGAGGAGGACAGCCGCCCGUCCCAUUCCGUCAGCAAGCACUCGGAUCGUCCUAGGGUCGAAUCAUCGGGUCGCAAGCGAUACUGAUCAUUGCGGUGGCAGGAUCUGCGCGGUUGAGCAUGUUCCGCCUCAACCUUUCGGCUGUUGAUUUCUCUCGACUCCUAUUUUCGAUGAUCUCAGCAUCGCUCUCAAGGAGUUCUGGCGACGGUUUUCUCUGCAUUUUCCGGCAAUGUUGGCAGUUCUUCG